Molecule: messenger RNA, 3175 nt
Organism: Pieris rapae (cabbage white)
Lineage: Eukaryota; Metazoa; Arthropoda; Insecta; Lepidoptera; Pieridae
Gene: Mgat2
Product: alpha-1,6-mannosyl-glycoprotein 2-beta-N-acetylglucosaminyltransferase
Exons: 13
Coding region: 482-2035 (517 amino acids)
Biological process (GO): oligosaccharide biosynthetic process; protein N-linked glycosylation
Cellular component (GO): Golgi stack; Golgi membrane
Molecular function (GO): alpha-1,6-mannosylglycoprotein 2-beta-N-acetylglucosaminyltransferase activity
Source: RefSeq, a predicted model, not a curated record
GUUUUUUUACAGUAGCAAGACAGUUAGAUAACUGUCUAUUUACGGUACUUCGAAGUUUAAACUGAAGUAAACGUCAAAAACAAAAAAAUUCUCAAUUCAAUUCGUUCGCUAUAAUUCCGCACAGUGUUUUUACAAAAAUUAAGUUUUCAUUAUUAUAUAAUAUCGAACAUUUAUGUAGUGUGGACGAAUGCGUUCGCGGAAUUUUUAAAUAAUUAUUGUAAAAAUAAUGUAAGAUAUUACGCGGCCUAGAUAGCAGAAAUUUUUGAAUCCAAUUAUCGAGUUUUAUCACGCAAUGAAUAAAUUAAGAAAUCUAAUCACCUAUUUAUCUUGAUAAAUAAUUAUUAGAGUGCGAUCGGUGCUAGAUUUACCUGUGAUAUUCAUUUUAAAGUGUUGGAAGCAGGCUUCGGUAUUUGCAUUCCUGCGCAUCAUGAGAAACUUGAACAAAAUUGAAUCCUGAGAUACACAAUGCUAUAUUGAAGAAAUGCCACGCCUCAAAUAUGGAUCCAUACUCCGCGUGUUUGUUAUUUUGGGUCUACUCUGCAUCUGGCUACAGAUAAUGCUGUCCGCGUCUAGUGUGUCUAUGGACAAAGAUGGCGAUAUACCAUUGGACAUAGCCACUAACCAAACUAACAUAAUUGAGUUAUACACAGAAGAGCUGAUGAACUACAAUGACACAUCAGAACAGGUCUUGGCGUUGGUACCACCAGAGCUUCACAAAUAUUUAACUGUGCACCAUAAGAAUAUUAGUGUUAAUGCCACAGACCGUACAGCACCAAAGAAUACGUCAGACAUACGAAGAGCCAUAGAAAUGAUAAAUGAAGCACAGACUAUAUACAAUGAAGAUAUCUAUGGCCCAGUGCAGAAUGACACCAUAAUUAUUGCUAUACAGGUACACACUCGUCUGACUUAUCUACGGCAUUUGAUAGUGUCGCUUGCGCAGGCGAAAGACAUAGAUAGAACGCUACUGGUGUUUUCACAUGACUAUUAUGAUGAAGAGAUUAAUAGUUUAGUUAGGAGCAUAGAUUUUACCAAGGUAAUGCAAAUAUUUUACCCGUAUUCAAUACAGACGCAUCCAAAUGAGUUUCCCGGGAUGGACCCAAACGAUUGUCCUAGGGACGCCAAAUUAGAAGAAGCUUUAAAACUAAAAUGCAAUAAUGCGUUGCACCCCGAUCUGCAUGGUCACUAUCGUGAGGCGAAGUACACGCAAACAAAACAUCACUGGUGGUGGAAAUCCAACAGGAUAUUCAACCAGCUGCAGUCCACUGCUGGUCAUACUGGCAUGGUAGUCUUUCUAGAAGAAGACCAUUAUGUAGCCGAAGAUUUUAUCCAUAUGCUCCAUUUACUGCGUGCAACAGCUGAUAAAACUUGCCCACAGUGUGAAAUACUCUGCCUCGGCACGUAUUUGAAGACAUACCAGUAUCAUAGUAACACAGAUAAGAGAAAGAAGAAUUUUAACCUAAAUUACAUUCAACAAGUGCGGGCUAUUAACGAAGAGAGAAGAAAGAGACUUCAGGAGACACAAUGGAACUACCAAGUUUAUCCAAAUCUGUAUUCUACUUCGCAAAAGGUCGAAAUAACUCCCUGGCACUCAAGUAUGCAUAAUAUGGGAAUGGUUUUCAACAAAACAGUGUGGAAUAAUAUAAUGGAGUUAGAACAACAGUUCUGUGCGUAUGACGAUUACAAUUGGGAUUAUUCUCUGCUUCAUUUAUCACAAAACCGGCCUGGCCGGGAGAAAUUCAAGGUUAUUUUAUGUAAGGGACCGAGAGUGUUUCAUAUUGGGGAAUGUGGGAUACACCAUAAGAAAUCGAACUGCAACGCUUCCACAGUUAUAAGCAAAGUACAGAAAUUGUUACAAAACGCAAAGAAAUAUAUGUUCCCGUCGAGAAUUAUCGCUACAAUUACGGCAGGGGGCGCCAAACAUAACAAAAAACUCACCAAGGGGAAUGGUGGGUGGGGGGAUAUACGUGACCAAGAACUUUGCACAAAUAUGACAAAAAUUGGGCGACAAUUCAGAAAAUACAUCUACUACGCAUAAUUCGGCUAUUACUGAAAAACACAUAUUUAUAAUUGGUACAGGUAUUUCAUAUGUAAUUUUUAUAUAAUUUGAAUGAUUUAUAAAUAGUAUUUUAACUGUUUAAAUAAUUUUGCCUUAAUUUUUCUAAGGUUUUUAGCUAUAAAUUUUAAUUAACAGCGAGAAUCAAAAUCUGUUAUAACAUAGGCAAAAGAAACUUCUUCGUCCGUUUAAAAUUACGUCAAUGUAUUUAAUAUGAUUACUGUCAGUUUCCAUCUACAAUAGUAUAUUUCAUGACAAGCGCGGAAAGCCUGUCAUUGCAAAGAAUUCUGACAAAUGACAGUUGACAGUCGGAACAAGUUGCUAUAUAUUGAAUAACUAUUUUUAAUACAGUUGCGAAAUAAUAAGGCAAUUUAAUAAAAUAAUAAAAACACAAUAAACACAACGCAACUAAUAAUUUAUUUCUUAUAAAAUUUAUAAUUCACAUAUAGAUUGAAAUUGGUACAGUUUUUGAUACUAACUGGAGAAGUUUUAGGUUGCAUAUAUGUAUAGGUAGUUUUCCAAUUAAAGCACUAGAGCGCAUUAUGCGGCACAAUGCUCGACAGAAAAUUGACUAGUGUUUUUUCAAAAUUAUCGUUAGUAAUAUUAUUUAUUGGUGAAAAAUUUAUAUGGCUUCGUUACGUUUCGUCGUAGAUUUUGGAAAUAAUCAAAGUUAUUUCAAACUGCUAAAAAUAUAAAUAUAAUGGCUCAAAUGCUCGGAACAUUCGAUAAAUCAUCGUCAUCACUAUCAUUUGGAUAAGAUGAUUCAAUUAAAUAAUUUAUUUAGAAAUCAUUUUAAAAAAAUCCAACACUGUACUUAGCGCACUACAUGAAAACUAAUUCACGUUCCAAUUAAGCUUCAACAUAAUUCGGCAUUGUGCGCCACUGAGUCGCAUUAUGCUCUGUAAUUGGAAAACUACCACUCUGUUUGAGACAAACUAUUAUUCAUUUCGUGUAUUGUGUGUAAUAUAUAAUAUAACAAAGCAAAUAACAUUUUUGGAAAAUGGCGCUAACUGUAAAAGAAUAUAAGCAAAGUUUUUUUGUUUUCUUCACCCUUUCUGGGUAAGCAAACAGAACUAUACAUAUAUAUAACUAUAUAACUAAGUCUUUUUAUCGAUUUAAAAU